CCGAGGAGGAUCCGCCACGUGCGGUCGGAUGAGUGUGCCGAGUAAGUGCGGUAGAGGAACGGAGCGAUUGAGGCUAAUACAACUUGGGGGAUUCUUGCGAGGGAGUUGUUUGAGAUGGUGGAUGAUAGCUUUGGUCAUGUUGAUGGUGUUCUAUAAGUAUCAGGGCUGUAAAGACUUCAGUUUCAAACCUGCCCAACAUUCAUCACAUCAUUACUACCUCUGGCAAUACUGAAGCCCACUCUCAGCCAUGCUUUCACAGUUCAUCACGUUCCUCGCCCUUGCAGGCUGCGCAGUCGCCGCUCCAAGCCCAAGAGCCGCAAAGUGCACAUCCUACACCAUCAUCAACACACGCGGCACCGGCGAAAUCCAAGGCCCAUCCGCUGGGUUCCGCACCAUGAACUCCCAAAUCACGUCCCAAGUCCCCGGCGGCAAGAUCUACAACACCGUAUACCCCGCUGGCUAUGACCAAAACUCCGCACAAGGAACACAGGACAUUAUCCGCGAAGUGAAGAGUGUCUUGUCGUCUAACCCUAGUGAAUGCUUCAUCUUGGAGGGUUACUCCCAGGGCGCAGCAGCGACUGUGAAUGCGCUGUCGCAGUUGACGGGGAGUGCUGGGGAUGCUGUCAAGGGGGUGUUCCUGAUUGGUGAUCCGUUGCAUAAGAGCGGGUUGGCGUGUAAUGUUGAUAACAAUGGUGGUACGACGACUAAGAAUGUCAAUGGGCUUGAGGCGUUUGGGGGUGCUGGUAUUCCUCAGAACUGGAUCUCUCGCACGCUUGAUGUUUGUAUCUUUGGCGAUGGAGUCUGUGAUACGACGCAUGGGUUUGGUAUCAAUGCUCAACAUCUUCAAUAUCCGAAUGAUGCGGCGACUCAGAACCUUGGAACGACUUUUGUUGUCAAGAAGUUGAAUGGGUAAGGGAGUCGAUUUAGAAGGGAAAUGUUCAUUUUGUGUAGCUACUAUCGAGAAUGGCGAUGUACAUAGUAGUUUGAGAGUCAAAGUUGGAGUUUCUGUGACCUUUUCAUGAUGAC
Messenger RNA from Fusarium odoratissimum NRRL 54006, 1026 nucleotides. RefSeq lists its product as uncharacterized. The record is from RefSeq and is a predicted model, not a curated record. The coding region runs from base 248 to 913 and encodes 221 amino acids. NCBI's taxonomy places the organism in Eukaryota, Fungi, Ascomycota, Sordariomycetes, Hypocreales, Nectriaceae. Gene Ontology annotation, molecular function: hydrolase activity. The transcript is spliced from 2 exons.